AUGUCGUCCCCACCUGCCGCCGGCACCCUCGACGACCGCAAGCUCUCGUACGCCUCGUCGACGCAGGACUCGGCGCACAACGACCAUGGCGCACGAUCAGACGGAGAACUCACCUGGACGGCGGAGGAGGAGAAGCGCAUCGUGAGGAAGAUUGACUGGAGGCUGAUGCCGCUCCUCUGGGCGCUCUUCAUGCUGUCCUUCCUCGAUCGGAGCAACAUCGGCAACGCGAAUGCCGCAGGAAUGUCAAAGAGUCUCAAGAUGUCGUCGGGACAGUACCAGUGGCUCCUCACGAUCUUCUAUAUUGGCUAUGCCCUCGGGCAGCCGACUACGCUUCUGUGGAAGGCUCUCUCGCCUCACGUCUUUGUCGCCAUCCUCACACUGUGCUGGGGCGGAUUUGCUCUCCUACAAGCGGCGGCUAGGUGGGAGGGCCUGAUGGCUCUUCGUCUCCUCCUCGGCGUCGCAGAGACCGCCUUCGCACCGGGCGUCACCUUCUUUCUCUCCUUCUUCUACUCUCGUCGCGAAGUCGGCUUCCGCCAAGGACUGUACCUCGGUGCCGCCCCGAUCGCUUCGUGCUACGCCGGCGCCCUCGCUUAUGGCAUCUCGCACAUCCACAACUCCUCCGUACCCGUCUGGAAGCUGCUCUUCCUGAUCGAAGGCGCACCUGCCAUCCCCAUGGCCGCAGUCGCGUUCUUCUUCCUCCCUGAUCGACCGACAAAGGCGAGGUUCCUCAGCCCGCGGGAGAAGGAGAUUGCGAGGAGACGGACGGAGAGGGAUGGGAAGACGGGGAGGGAAGGGGGCUUGAAGAUGAGGAAUGUUUGGAAGGGGCUGCGAGACCCAAAGGCUUACAUCACCGCACUCUGCUACUUCUCCUGCAACGUCUCCUACUCCUCCCUCCCCGUCUUCCUCCCCACCAUCCUCACCGACAUGGGCUUCACCUCGAUCCGCGCCCAAGGCCUCUCCGCCCCUCCGUACCUCGCCUCGUUCUUUGUCGUCGUCGGUGUCUGCUGGCUGUCGGACCGCGUAGGCGACCGCACGGCGUUUUUGAUCCCGCUUUCGAUGCUGGGAGGGAUCGGGUACCUCCUCCUCGCGCUCGUCACCAGCACCGGCGUCCGCUAUUUCGCCAUCUUCCUCUGCGCCUGCGGAAUCUUCCCCUGCAUCGGCCUCCUCCUCCCUCUCACAGCCUCGAUGCACGAAGACGACUCGAAACGCGGAGCAGGGUUCUUGUUGCUCAAUCUUGUCGGACAGUGCGGACCGUUCUUGGGAACUAGGUUGUAUCCGGCUGGAGAGGGACCAUACUACCACAAAGGCAUGGCCAUCUGCUGCGCCUUCAUGUUCUUCGUCACCCUCCUCGUCUCCCUCCUCCGUCUGAUCUUGGUUCGCGAGAAUCGACGCCGAGACGCGAUGUACGGGUUCGUGGACCCGAAGGUGCAGGGAUUGGAGUACGGUCGCAGCGAAGCAUAUUAUCGCCAGCAGCGCGUUGAAGGGAUGGACAAGGACGAAGAGGGAGCCGGGACGAGCGAGGAGCGGGAGAAGGAGGAGCAUGAGAAGAGGUGGAGGUACCUUCUCUGA
Messenger RNA from Rhodotorula toruloides NP11, 1569 nucleotides. Its product is annotated as MFS transporter. The coding region runs from base 1 to 1569 and encodes 522 amino acids. Gene Ontology annotation, cellular component: membrane. Lineage: Eukaryota; Fungi; Basidiomycota; Microbotryomycetes; Sporidiobolales; Sporidiobolaceae. The transcript has 12 exons. The record is from RefSeq and is a predicted model, not a curated record. Gene Ontology annotation, biological process: transmembrane transport. Gene Ontology annotation, molecular function: transmembrane transporter activity.